This is a messenger RNA of Cornus florida, 1176 nucleotides long. RefSeq lists its product as uncharacterized. Gene Ontology annotation, cellular component: membrane. The record is from RefSeq and is a predicted model, not a curated record. Gene Ontology annotation, biological process: protein ubiquitination. The transcript is spliced from 8 exons. Bases 83 to 910 code for a protein of 275 amino acids. Gene Ontology annotation, molecular function: zinc ion binding; ubiquitin-protein transferase activity. Lineage: Eukaryota; Viridiplantae; Streptophyta; Magnoliopsida; Cornales; Cornaceae.
UAACAACCAGCAAACCAAACGAGACGAAAACGCGGAGUGACAGAGAGAAAGAGUCUCCCUUUUUGUUCGGGUUUCCUGAGUGAUGGGUGAUCAUGAUGUGGUGCUGUGUGUGGACCGUCUUGUGAAGCCGCUGACCGGACGACCUCCGCUACAGGAGGCUGAGGUUGGCCCCGAGAGGCUGCCAGAUGUGGCGGGACCAUCGCGCUCUGGGGCUGAUGAGGAAGACCCGCUUUUAAAUAUGGGCGAGUGCCGCAUUUGCCAGGAGGAAGAUUCUACCACGAAUUUGGAGACGCCUUGUUCUUGCAGUGGUAGUCUUAAGUAUGCUCACAGAAAAUGUGUUCAACACUGGUGCAAUGAGAAAGGAGACAUAACUUGUGAAAUUUGUCAUACGCUUUACCAACCUGGUUACACUGCUCCUCCACCUCGCGCUGAAGAGACUGCCAUCGACAUUGGUGGCGGAUGGACAAUCUCUGGUACCCCAUUAGAUUUGCAUGAUCCUCGAGUAAUGGCAAUGGCUGAGGCAGAACGUCACUUUUUGGAAGCUGAGUAUGAUGAAUAUGCUGCUACAGAUGCCAGUGGAGCUGCAUUUUGUCGUUCAGCUGCUCUAAUUUUAAUGGCUCUUCUGCUCUUGCGGCAUGCAUUGACCGUGUCAGAUGCUGAUGGAGAUGAUGAUGCAUCUACUUUUUUCUCCCUUUUCUUGCUUCGGGCUGCUGGGUUUUUGCUGCCCUGCUACAUUAUGGCCUGGGCCAUCAGUAUAUUGCAGCGUCGAAGAGAGAGAGAGGAGGCUGCAGCAUUGGCAGCGACACAAUUUGCAUUUGUGCUACAAUCAGGGCAGAGCAGGGGUCUACAGUUCACAAUAGCGUCGGCACCGUCAGUGACACCGGUGACACCCCACCAGGAAACUGCUUAAUAAGUUAAAUGCGUUGUUUUCAAAGCCAUUUGAAAAGAGUGUUUUGGCAUUUAUCCAUGACUGGCAAAUUCCAAUAAAUGCCGCCAAACUCCAACGCGUAUUACCUUGUUCCGCAUUUCCUUGUUAUAAGUGUUUGUAUAUGAAUACGGUUGCAUCUUGACAUGAAUUUCUAGGGAAAACCUGUUGUGACAUAGUCUUGUCAAACAUGGACAUCUAUCUCCAGCUGUAUAUCAUAUAUUUUUUUUAAUGUAAUGUUUCAUUUCUGA